This is a messenger RNA of Cimex lectularius (bed bug), 3301 nucleotides long. It is a transcript of the gene Cep135, whose product is annotated as centrosomal protein of 135 kDa. Lineage: Eukaryota; Metazoa; Arthropoda; Insecta; Hemiptera; Cimicidae. The transcript is spliced from 20 exons. Bases 140 to 3157 code for a protein of 1005 amino acids. The record is from RefSeq and is a predicted model, not a curated record.
AGGCCUGGCGUUGUUUUUGUAACGUUUUUUUUAAUUCAAAUGGAAACUUUCGAUUUAUCCUUUCCUGGUCGAGGUGUACAAGAAAAACAAUCAAUUCCUAUGUUAAAGUUGCCCUAAACCAUCGCUUCAUAUUGCCACCAUGGGUUUGAAAGAAAAAAAGUUUUUAAAUCUAAGGGAGAAAUUGGAUCGACUCGGUUAUAGUCAGCCUCUUUCUGUUGACUCAGUUUUAUUGGUUGAAAAACUUUUGUACGAUUUGGAUUCGUUCAAAAAACAGUUGGACCAUUACAAAAAUUCAGCUAUCAAGGCGAAUUCUAAAUGUGAUUCACUCGAGUUGACCUUACUGCCUUAUAAAAGAGACAAUGAAAGAUUAAUCAGAGAAAAUAAUGAGCUGCAUCACACAAUUUUAAAGCAAAGAGACGAAGCGGAAAAAUCCAUAAACAAAUUAAAAUCCCAACUUAUUGAAACAGAAAAUGCUUAUUCAGAUUUGGAGUUUGCCUAUAUGGAGCAACUGACAAAUGUUGGAGAACUACAUCAAGACAUUUUGCUUAAGAAUGAAAAAUUGCUAACGUUAGAUAAUACUUCAAGGAACAGUGCAGGUCUUAUAAAUCCAACUAUUGGCAAAAACUAUAACCAACCUUCCCCGAAAAAACAACUAAAACAAAGGGAAUUACAAAAGAAACUGAGGGCCAACUUAAGAACUGUAACAUCGGUAAAUAAUUACAUUUCAAAUGUUUUGGAUGGAAAAUCAAGGUCUGAGGGUCUCGAUGAAUUGGAAAAACUUAAAAGGGAUAACUGCCAUUUAAUGGACGAGGUGGAACUUUGUCAAAAUCAGGUGAAAUCAAGAGACAGGGAAAUUGAACGUCUCAGUAAAAUAGUUGAGAAAAGAGCUUCUCCAAUUGUGUACCACCAUUCUACAUGCAAUUGUCAUUGUUUUGAAGAUCAAGACUUAUCACUGCUUGGUGACAACAGCCCAGUUUUACUGAAAAAACAAUUGGAAGAGGCCACUUUAAAGCAGCAUCAAGCGAUGAAAAGAGCAACAGAUUUAAUGGAUCGAGUAAAAGUUCUAGAAAAUAAAUUAGUCCAUUUGGAGGCUCGGAAUAUUCAAAGAGAAUAUAACAGUUCUGAACAAACGAAAGAAAAGAGGGACUGUUCAAAACAUUUGGAAGACUUAAAAAUUAUGGAAAUGGAAAAGUCAAGUUUAAAAGAACAAAUUGAAGAACUCAGAUAUAAAAAUACCAGUUUAGAGGAGAAAUGCAGUUCUCUUCUGUCGGAGAAUCACAGUUUAAACAAUAGAUUAAAACAAAUUCAACUUUCAGGUACUGAAGAUGCUAAUUUCAAGGAGUGCCAACAAAAGCAUGCCAAACCUAAAAAACAAGUAGUCCAACAGCAAAAUCACAGAGAGUGUUCCUGUGGUUGUUGUUGUGAUCAUAAAUAUACACAUGAAAAUGAAUAUAAAUUCGAAGGUUCAGAAAGCGAUCAUCCUCUUUGUUCUCACAAGAAUGUGCUUAAAAUAUUAAACAAAGAGAAAGCACGAGCCACUGAUGAACUGAACAAACUGCAGGAUGAGUUAAUCGAUUAUAAGAACAAACUUGCUGGUUUAUCGCAAGCAAUGCACAGCGAGAAAUGUAACAACGAAGUAAUUAAAUUGCAACUAGAAGAUAAAAUUAAAAGCUAUGAGCUAGAAAAGAAAAGUUUAAGCGAUAAGAUAAGUAGCUUGAACUCUAAAUUACAAAUGGCAGAACACCAAAUUGACAAAUUAAGACAUGAGGUUGACGAAUUGACGACUGAUAGUGCCAACUGGAAAGCAAAGUACAAUCAUAUCAAGGUGUUGAAUGAGCAUUUGGAAAUGACGAUAAAAAAUUCUGAAGAAAAUGAGAAAAGUAAUGUAGCAGAUAUAAAAUCAUCAAUGAUAAAAAUUCAACAAUUAGAAAAGGAAAAAGCGGCACUAGAGACUGCUCUGCAAACUAUGCAAAAAGAAAAAGUUUCGCUUCGAAAUGAUAUUCACCAUUUGGAUAAAGAAAAAGACUCUCUUAUGACGACUCUUGAUGAAAAGGCCGUUCAGCUUUCUAAAAUGGAAACGGCAAUGAAGCAGAAAAACAACUAUGUUAGUAAUAUGGAAAAAGAAAUUUCAAACCUUCAAGCACAAGUCCAUACACUUGAAAGAAUGCUGUCAACUGCAGAAAGUAAAGCCAGAUCUUCAAAUAAUGACAUUCGUAAAAUUGAAGCAGAAUUGACCACUUUAGAAAGCUGCAAAGAGAAUCUUAUUUAUGAAAAUAGGAGAUUACAGAAUGAUCUGGCAGCACUUACUCAAGACAAUAUGCAAAUGUCUGGAGCACUGGCAGCUUCAAAACAGGAAGUGGAAAACUUAAAAAUGAGAUUGCAAACCUACGUUGAAGAAGUGAGAAGAGUCGAUGAACUUUUACAAAUGAAGGAAAAUGAAAGAGCUGAGUUAUUGGAACAAUUCAAAGCUUUAAGUGCAGAAGCGUCCCAUUUAGAAGUGAAUAACCAAAGUCUUGAAUAUGAAUCAACAAAAACAAAGGAAACAUUAAGAGAUACAACGGACAGAGUGCAGAACCUAGAAUGGGAAAUAGGAAGCAAAAACUCUUUAGUACAAGAGAUGGAAGGAAAGGUUACAGAUUUGACUUCACAAAUUGAAGAAUUACAUUCAAAACUUUCGGAAAAAAAUAAUAGUGAAAUUAUUCUUUCAAAUGACUUAGAUGCUGCUAGAAAUUUGUGUAGUAAUUUAGAAAAACAAAAGCAUACUUUUAUUGAACAAAUUUGGAAGCUUCAGGAAAAUGAAAAAAUGCUUGAAAGCCAUUUGGAUCGAUUGAAACAGGAUAAAGAGAAACUUGAGUUGCGUGUAGCAGAGGACCAAAGAAACCAGAGAAACCUUCAAGAUGUUUUGACAUCGAGCAGGCAGGAGGCUAUGGAAAAAUCCCUCUACACUCAUGAUUUGAGAUUUGAAGUCGAAGAAAUGCAACAAACAGUGCACUCAUUGGAAAAUAAACUAACUCAUUUGACUAAAACUCUCAGCGAUUGUCAAAGGUCGUGUGAAAAUUAUAGAGAAGAAAAUAUUAAAUUAAAAAGAGACCUGACGAACAGAGAAUUCGAAAGGACUAGAGCAGAAGACUCUGCGAGUUUCAGUACAUCUCUGUGAUCUUAUUGCGUUAACCACAGCACAAACUCUGAGAUGCUUAUGAAUUUAUAGUUAAUUCUGUUAAACAAAAUCGAAUAUAUAUGUAUAUGUAGUUUAGAAUUGUAAUUAUUAACUAAAAAUUGUAUUUUUAUGUCUAUUUUUUUA